This is a messenger RNA of Eimeria necatrix, 973 nucleotides long. RefSeq lists its product as hypothetical. The annotation marks the transcript as partial. The transcript has a single exon. The record is from RefSeq and is a predicted model, not a curated record. Gene Ontology annotation, molecular function: aspartic-type endopeptidase activity. Lineage: Eukaryota; Apicomplexa; Conoidasida; Eucoccidiorida; Eimeriidae. Gene Ontology annotation, biological process: proteolysis.
AUGAUGUGCGCGGUGGCGACAGGCCCCAAUGCCAUUCCAGUCUCCUUUGAGAGGAGAAACCGACUCCUCAGCACUGUGGAAGGAACUAAUACGAGCAAGGAACACGAGGAAGAGACUCGACCGCUCUCGGAAUUGCGGUGGAAGUCUGGGCCAACGUCGAUCCUGAGUGAGGAGACUCCGGACGCGACGACUGAUAGCCGCAGGAAGUCUGCGGAGGCAACACAGGAAGGCCAUGGGUCAGACGUGACAGAGAUUCUGCCACACUGGUGGAGGGAGACUUACAUGAAAGAGUCUUACGACCAAGGGGGGGCGUUGUGCUGUGUGGGUGCGACGGCAGUACUUCGCGUUGAGCUUGUAGGGAGCCCAUGCGAGGCCCUCUUGGACACUGGAGCGUCACGAAGUUUCAUUAGUCCCAGAACAGUCGAACGUCUGCAGCUGAAGGUACGGAUGCUCCCCAGGGAACAUAGGUUCACUGUGGCCACAGGUGCACAACUACGCAUUGACAGGGUUGUAACGGGACUGACGUUGUGGUGUGGACACGCACGUUUUUCCGGGGACUUUCUAGUGGGACCCGUUCCCUAUGACUUAGUCUUGGGCUUGGAUUGGCUGACGGAACACAAGGUGGCCUGGUAUUUUCAGUCGGACAAGCUCCGAACCUAUGUGAAUGGCCAGUGGUGCGAGUUACCGGUCGUUCGGACUGGCGAAGCAACGCUGCGAGGUGACAGUUCCAUCGCAGCCCAACCAAAGACCCCUGCAGAACAAGCGUAUGAGAUACUGGCAAAGCAAGUGGCGGGUAUGUCUGCCGAGGAGGCCGCCAUAUUCUUACGCCCACCUCCAAGGAGGUAUAAACCCCACGCGAAGAAGAAGGCGAAGGCGCGGAUAACGUCGCUCGUUCGUCAAGCAGCUGAGGACACAAAGGAUCUCAAGGCUCCAAUGCACGGUUUGCACCUCAUACUCGCUUUGCCCGAAGCCG